This is a messenger RNA of Panthera uncia (snow leopard), 9888 nucleotides long. RefSeq names its product membrane associated ring-CH-type finger 3 (gene MARCHF3). Gene Ontology annotation, molecular function: zinc ion binding; ubiquitin-protein transferase activity. Lineage: Eukaryota; Metazoa; Chordata; Mammalia; Carnivora; Felidae. The record is from RefSeq and is a predicted model, not a curated record. Bases 1801 to 2562 code for a protein of 253 amino acids. The transcript has 5 exons. Gene Ontology annotation, biological process: protein ubiquitination.
ACCUGAAAUUAAUACAACACUGUAUGUUAACUGGAGUUAAUUUUUUUUAAUUAAAAUUUAAAAAAACUUUAAAGCAUUAGAUCUCAAUAAUAUUGUUUUUAAAAAGAAGAAGAAGAAGGUAGAGAAGAGCUAGAAGGUAGAGGGAAGAUCUAUAAACUAUAUGUUUUAGUGUGGUCUUCCCAAUGGCUGCAUUGCCAUUAAAGAAGAUUGCUCAUGUAAAGAAACCAUGUAUGUUUUGUAGUUUAAAAAAUAAUGCAGUUUACUGAAGCAGAUUGGAGUUUUAUUCCUUGAAACUAAUAAAAGAGGCUUAUGGGAGUUGGAAAGAAAUAAAGACAAUGACUUUACAAUCAUUUGUAGAUACACAAGUAUCUUUAGAUGGCCUUUUUACUCUUUUUAAUGAAACUAUCCAAAAACCUCCACAGUAAUGGGCAAUUCACCUAGGAACUCAUCUUCAUUAUUUGUGUAAUUUUUAAUUCUCCAAGCUUUUAGUUUCGUGUACAUCAAAAACCACUUAAGGGCUGUAAAAAGAUACUGAAGAGAAUGCUACAUUUAGAGCAGAAAAUUCUGUUAUUGAAUUUACCAUAGUGAUCAUCGGUUGUAAAUCUAAGCAAUCAGUCCAGUUUAUGAAUAGACCAAGCUAGAGAAAUCAGCAUGCCUCAUUUGCAUACAUACACACCGUCAUCAUGGAUUAGCUUUGGUUGCAUUUUCUCCCCUGGCAAACAGGACACAUAUUUUAUGUCACCUUGAAAGGAGAACUUAAUAAAAAGCAUGAUACGGUAUAUUCAACCUCUUUCAAGCGUCCAGAUCCUUACAACCCGAUAUCCAAAAAGUCGGACAUUUCCCUUUCUGCAUAUCCCUCCUUUACUGAAAGAACAUGUAUUUGUCUCAUGUACCUAGUAAACAUCUAAGUGGGCCCAGUGCUGAGCACUGUGUAAACAAGAUAAGUGAGGGCCUGGUUUUAGGAGUGUUGACAUCAACGGAUGGAAAUGAAAUGACAGACUCCAUUUAAUUGUCGCCUCUGUUGUUAGGAAAGUCCAAAGACAUGCCCUCCCCAGCAAAGAGCAGGACCAUUCAUUUCUCUGUGUCCAUCUUAAAUGCUUCACGGUAGCUACCUCAUCUGGGGCCACAAUGGUACCUGGCUCUUGGGCAAACCCAUGGAAGAUAAAGGGAAGGUUCCAAGAGUAAUUGUGGCUCAUCUGGCUCCCCAGAGCCUCAGAUUUGCCUGCCAGCAAAAACAAAGGGAGACAGUUUUAUAUUCUGUAUUGGAUUCAUGCUAUGUUUUAAGGUAAUACUCUCUACAAACCUCGCCUUCUAAUACGUAAUUUCUUUUAGAUUCCUAGGAUGCCUCUGUGUGUGUGUGUGUGUGUGUGUGUGUGUGUGUGUGUGUGUUCUGUCUCAACCCGCUGUUCCCCUGGCACGUUCUGGUCCAUCUGCCCCAGCCCAGGAUCCCCAGGGUCACACCACCCAGUGACAAGAUGCAUCAGGCCCACCUCUGUCCCUCCCCAGAGCUUCAUGUAGUAUUCUAAUAAUAAUGACAGAGACCGCUGAGUGGACACACAAUGGGCGAGGCACUUUACAUACCCUGUCAGGUGAGGGCACGACCACUCUGUAAGGAAGUCACUUUCUCUUUUUCACAGAUGGGCAAAUUGAUGUGCAGGGAAGUCAAGUCACUUAUCCAAAACCGAGCCCUGGUAACUGGUGGCAAGAGCCAGUAUUCAAAACCGUGUGCCUGAUUCCUAAGCUCAUGGAAAUCUUGCAUGAACGUGGAAGCCAUUAGCAGAGUAAUUGCUGUCUGUUACCAUGACAACCAGCCGCUGCAGUCACCUGCCGGAAGUGCUGCCAGACUGCACCAGCUCGGCUGCGCCUGUGGUGAAGACCGUGGACGACUGUGGCAGCCUCGUGAAUGGGCAGCCGCAGUAUGUCAUGCAAGUUUCGGCCAAGGACGGGCAGCUGCUGUCAACAGUAGUGCGGACUCUUGCCACCCAGAGCCCCUUCAAUGACCGGCCGAUGUGCAGAAUCUGCCACGAGGGCAGCAGCCAAGAGGACUUGCUCUCUCCCUGUGAAUGCACAGGGACCUUGGGGACAAUUCAUCGGAGCUGCCUGGAGCACUGGCUGUCAUCCUCAAACACCAGCUACUGUGAACUCUGCCACUUCAAGUUUGCAGUCGAGCGCAAACCCAGGCCGUUAGUGGAGUGGCUCAGAAACCCAGGCCCCCAGCAUGAGAAGCGGACUCUGUUUGGAGACAUGGUGUGCUUCUUGUUCAUAACUCCACUGGCCACCAUCUCGGGCUGGCUCUGCCUGCGGGGCGCUGUGGACCACCUGCACUUUAGCAGUCGGCUGGAGGCCGUCGGACUGAUUGCACUCACUGUCGCACUCUUCACUAUUUACCUCUUUUGGACACUAGUGUCAUUUCGAUACCACUGUCGAUUGUACAACGAAUGGCGUCGGACCAAUCAGAGAGUGAUUCUCCUCAUUCCAAAGUCUGUCAGCGUACCUUCUAACCAGCAGUCCCUGCUGGGCCCCCAUUCUGUCAAGAGGAACUCAAAGGAGACCAUUGUUUGAGGCUUGUGUGGUUGGUCGGUUGGCUCGUUGUUUGGGGUUUUGGAAGUCUCCGCACUGGGGCCAUGCACUGAGCCACUCCCGAACCCCUCCUUAAGCCGUGGGUCUCAGAACACCCUGAGCCUUGUGAGCACAUCGCCCCAGCAACGGACUCGGCCGGAAGAGAGCAGAUGCUGUUUGACUUCAAAUCAUGGAUGCUGCAAUCACGUGAUACUUGCUCAGCUGCCAAACAUGCUUAUUUAGCAGAUACUAUGUGGGAUUUUCUGAACACCUCUUUAACAUAUGAGGAAGGUUGUCCUGGUAAAGAUGCAAUUCAAUGCUUCCUUUUUUAUUACUAUUUCAAAUAUAUAUAUAUAUAUAUAUUUUUUUAAGUAUAUAUAUUAAAGUCAGAUGAUAAUUACAGUCGAAAAAGCCAACGUUACAACUGGUUUCUUGGUUUGGAUGAGGUUGGUUUGGGUUAGUUUAUGCGUUUCCCAGUUUCUACUGUAGAUUCUUUGGGGGUAAUUUGAUAACUUGAGUGGUCUUUUUCAUUGCCUUCUCUCUCACUCAAGAGGACAGCGUAAUGGCUACAGAACAAGGCAUAUUUGGAGGAUGUUUUGUACUAAACUUCAUUUAUUCCGUUUUUAAAGGGGAAAACAGGUGUGGCAACUCUCCCUACAGUGAACUGUUUAUUUAAAUUUCAUUAAGGAGGGAAAGAAAAUUACGGCGAGAAGCAGGCUCCUUUCGAAUUGUUUGAUACUGCCAGCUGAUAAAAGCUAUUUUCUAAUAAUAAAUAUCCAGUGUGUGAAAGACAAACCCCGCUGAUUGCAACAUUCUUUUUUUAAAUUAUAAAACCUGUGAAGUUUCCCCAAAGUAGGUUUUAAAAAGAAAAGAAAAAAAAAAAAAGACAAGCAAAAAGGUUGGUGUUCUUACUCCCAUCUCGUUUAGUGCAUGUCUUAAUUCUGCCUUCACAAGGAACUGGUGGAUCAUUAGACAUUUCUAGGAACCCUGGACCUGUUUUGCAUAUCAAUUAGCAUUCCCAUUGCUCUAUUGAAUUUCUAGCUUGACAGGUAGAUGUGGCAAAAAACCUGUCCUAGCAGCCUAAGGCCCCUUUGUCUGAUUUUUUAAAAAACGCAUCCCACACAGUGCCUUCCCCCAACCAUGAGCCAAUUCAGUCACAGGCUGAAACAGACCUUUGCUAAGGACUUCCUGUCCCUGUUUUAUCCACCACUGUGUAAAGGCUCUAAACUGCACCCUGCAUUUGUAGCCACUGAAACCACGGGGCACAUGUGUCGUCUGAGGAAAGCCCUUGCUGGCGCUGGCUCCCCCAUCCGCCUGCCUGCCGCCUACCCACACGCCCAGGAGGAGAAGGCGGAGCCCAGCGUUGGGGAAUGCUUAAAAUAUGGAUUUCUAGAACAUGACCCACAUUCUGAAUAUCGCUCCAGCUUCUGCCUUAUGCUCCCCAAGUGGGAGAGCGGAAAAGUGCAAAGGAACAGGCGGCCAGGAGGGGAACGAUUUUUGUGUGCAGAUCGAUCAAGCGGAUGCAGGUGUCACCUUUGUCUGCCGAGCCCCCCCACCCUCCCCUUCACAGACUGCUCCCCGAGCUGCCUGGGGAGGGAAACAGCUGUACCGCUCUCCGCUGCAAAACUCAGAUGUGCUUUAUGGCUGAUGACAAUAGAUUUCCUCCCCACCACGCUCCCCUUCGACACUCCGUUCCAGUAAUCUACGCCUCAGCCCUUCUGUUUGUUCGGCCCUGCUCACCCCUCCAGGCUGUCAUUAGCUGCACCGCCAUCAACCGUUUCUUAAUUGACCUUUUUAAAAUGCUGGACACCACUGGCUGCAUGCAGCUGUCACACAUUAAAUUUCCAGAGCCAAGAGUCCAACUUGGUAGCUUGUGAACUACAGCCCUGUAAUAGAUUGGAUAAAUAACAUCCACCCAGCCCUGGUCCCUGAGCUGUCAGGUUAACCAGCGACACCUCUCAUUUGAAUGGCAUAAGCAGUCAUGAGAGGACCAGCCCCUUUCUCCUCCCGGCUCCUUCCAUGAAUUAAGGAAGUGAGAGACUCCUGGGAUCAUUUCCUGUUGAGGUUGGCUGCAGGGAGUCCCUGCCAUCUUGGUUCAUGAGAUGAGAUACAUUGACUCAAAAUAUCAAAGGCAGACAGGUGCCCAGCAGUUCGCUGAGGCCCCUGCACUGGGAAGGUUGGCACAUUGGUACUGGGUCUGUGCUACACGCCUUUCCCCCAUACUUGCAUCCCCACCCGGGUAAAUAAAGCCGAGUCCAAAUGCAAGGAGUAGAUUGCUUGCAGGGUGGUGGGCAGGACACUCCUGGGAGCCCAGAGUAGCAUCAGUGCCUCGCUUCCUGGGCGAGGAGCUUGGGUCCUCCUCAGGAGAGAGACUCUGAGCUCUAGCAGCCCAGCACCCAUCUGAGAUCCUCAAAGUUCUUGAUCCACUCUUGACCCUUUAUGACAUCAUUCAAGGUUAGAGAGCAUAAGGAACUGCAGCCCGUGCACAAGGCACCAGCCAAGAGGCCGGGGACAGGUGGGGACUGCCGUCCAGGCUCUGUGUCUGUCACCAAGCCAAGUUGCACCUGCCUGGAAAAAGGGGCGCAGAGGUGCUGCACAGGUCACUGCCAGCCUUGAACUCUUGCUUUGCUUCUUUCUUUUUGAAAAGUCAAGAAUGAAGCAGGGGAAAGAAUGAGAAGGGGCAAGUAAAGGAUCCUGGGUAUUCACAGCUUCCCUUCCUUCAACUUCUUCAACAGCCCUCUAUUCUCCCUCUUUGCUGUACCCUGUCCUAACCAUAUGUCUUAAGGAUAUAGGGUAGAGACAAAUGUGUGUCACAGUGAAGCCAGAGGGGAAAGGGACAGCUGAGACAAAUCCAGUGCAUUCUUGCCUGCCCCAGGUGUGUGUGUGUGUGUGUGUACAUGCUUCUGCAUGUUCACAUCUGGGGAAUACAGAGAACGGGGAAUACAGAGAACACGGAAUGUUCACACAAAUUCUACAGCUCAGACUACUGAGCAGAAGCUCAGACGAGCUAGAAAAUCCAAUAGAGGGAAAAAAUAAAUGACAUGACUUAGAAGUUACUUGUAUUUGUCUUCCGUGGCCUGGUCUCCCUUUCCUGUGCCACAGUGCCAUGGACUGUCACUUACAGCUGGACUGAAGCCACAGUUACUUCAUCUUUAGUGAAAGUGACUCAUCUGAGGGCGUAGAGGAGCCACGGAGAAAAGGAAAGAGAAAAAGCAGCCUGCUGACCUGCACUUGGGCCACUGGCCAACUGGAGGCUCCACUUUCUCCCCAGGCAAAAACUUUGUCCUCAGUCUCUCUCACCAGGGAGAAUCCCAAGGCAGAAAGAAUCUGAGGACAAAAGAUACCUGCGAAAGGAAAUUGGCACAUGCUUCCUUUCCUCCUUGAUUUAUAAUGUUCCCAGAAGCUACCCGAAGUCAGCCACACAGCUCUAAGACCUAAAGCUGGAUGAGAGAUGCAGGUGGUGAUUCCGAAGCCAUUAAUGGGACAAGAGGUGGGCUUGUGGGUAAGUACAGAGUUCAGGAUUAUUUCUGGACCAGAUGUCGGGACAUGGAUGCACCUGGCUGGACGCCAUCCCUCCUGGCCAAGCACGUGGAGGGUCUAUGGUCUGGCAGGCUGCCGCGAGAGACCUGGGACUGUGGAGGCUGGAGUCACAAGAAAUGUGUACUCCAAGGCCAUGCCUGGGCAAAUGCAUGCUCUCUGCAAAAUGGGUCAGUUCUGCAAAAAUGCACGGGCCAGUAUGUUCUAUCGGCAUCUAGUGCCUGGGAUUUGGAGUUCUCAGUGUCUAGGGAUUGGCUCUUUUCCCUUGUGUUUAGUUGUUGUGGGCUGAUUCCAACUCUCUGCUUCCCAGGUCGAUAGAGUGGGAGAGAACCAGCCAUGAGUCAGGCAACCUGGCAUUGAGCCUGGCUCUACUGUGUCCCUGCUGCUGACUGAACAAGUGACCCCACCUACCUGCGCCUCAGUCUUUUGCCUCCGUAAAAUGGGGGCAAUACCUACCUCAGACAAUCCUUGUGAGAUUGGUAGGGCUUAGCUCCCAAUAGUUGAUGAAUGAAUGGCAGUACCCCUUCUGCCCCCUUCAGUCCAUUCACUGUGGCUGAUGUGUGGGUUAUUCUGCCCUAGCUUGGGUUUUGCCAAACGACUUUAAUAAAUGAUUUGAAGGACCAUAAACAAAUAGUUUAAAAAUCCUUUUCAAAAAGAAGAGGGAUUGCUUUUAAAUGAUCAAGAGAUAUUUACUGAGCACACUGUGCCUGGAAUAAAAACUAAGAGACCCUUCUGGAGGCUGAAAUUACUGACUUGAUUGAGAUCUUGGAAUCAUGUAUAGAUUUCAGUUACCCUUGCAUUUCCUGACACUGGAGACUAUGGCUAAUUGAGAAUUCAUCACAGAUGAAAAAAAAAAAUUUUUUUUUGCUAGUUCUGGAUCUAGUGCUACAGAGGAAAACAAAUAUAGUCUAUCAGUUGUCUGUGUUCCCAGAAAUGAGGAACUCAUGAGUCACUGAGCUCAUACAUCUAGUGCCUUCGCAGAGACUCUGAAUUCUGUGCACAAAGACAACACCAGAUCAGCUUCAGAGCCCUGCUUCUUUUGAGAAACUCCUUUUCAGACACACUUUUCACCGACACCAUCCACAGUUACCGUAUUAAGGAAAUGAAUACAUGAACCCUAUCCAACGUUUUAUUUUAUCAUAUUUGUGAAGGCCAGAUGCAAAGACCUGAGUUAAUCAUACAUUUAGUCCCUGACAACUUCUGUCACCAUCAGCCUAGACGGGUCCUUCUUCUGUUUUAUUCUACAAGUAUGUACCUAGAGCCAAACUCUUUGUGCCUAACAAACCACACCACAAUUCAGCGCUCUAAGACCACUAUUUCAUUGCAUUUCACCAAUCCAUGGGUUGGCGAGGGCUCAGCCAGGCGGUCUGUGGGCGGCGCCCCUGCCGGUUGCACUUGGAUGUCUCAGUCAGAUGGUCCAGGUGCUCCUUCCAUGUGUAGCCUUGCCUCUUCACCUGGCAUCUCAACUUCAAAGGCCCCUCUCUUUCCAUGGCAGCUCAGGGCUCUAAGAGGGAAGAAGCUUCUGUCCUGCAUAAGGCCUGGGCUUGGAAGUCCUGGAGCUGUCCCCUCCUUGAAUUCUACUGGUCAAAGCAGCGACAAGCCCUGCCUGCUGACAGGAGGGGCAGAAUCAUUUGGGGCUGUCUUUGCAUCUUUGCAGGUCUGCUACCAGACCCUUAGAACAGAUGCAGAAGCGUAACCUGGGAAUUUAGCUACUUGCCCAAGGUAACAGAGCUAGUAAGAGGCAGAUCUGGGAUUCAGACCCAGACUCUGGAGUCCAUGCUGUCAACCACUAUGCCAUGAUGCCUCUCAGCUUCUAUUUUAUGGCAGUUUCCCUUUCAUUCCUGGUCUCCACUCUCAUCUCUUCCCUUCCUUAGGCAUCCAGUCAACAGAAUAUGCAUAGAACUUUGUAAAACAUACUGUUUUUUACUAGAUGUCUUAAUUUACAAAAAAAAAAAAGUGAUUAUGCUAUAAAUCUCAUUCUUUACCCACCCCCACUCCCCACUUAAUACUAUGUUCUGAAGAUCUGUGUUGCUUCAUGCGUGCCUAGGUCACUGUUUCUAAUGGUUGCUUGGGAUUCCAUUUCAUUUUUCUAUUCCCUUCAUGUUACCACCAACUCCCUGACCCAGCCAACAGGGCCCUGAAACAGACACCCGGGUAGUCAUCUCCUUCCAGUCCUGUUGGAAGAUUCCUCUGGACUGGUAUGCAUGCAUGGGAAUGCCAGGUUCUAGGACACUGACAUGGUUAAUUUCACUAUGUUUGAAUUGUUCUCCAGAAGGAAUACACCACUUAAGACACUACCCUGUAGCAGCUGAGUUUUGCAAUUUCUCCGCUAGCUAGUCUUUACUUUUGGGCCAAUCUGACCAUACAAACCUGUGUCUCAUUGCUUGUAUAUGUGCAAAUGCACACUUUUAAUUUUUCCUACCGGGUUGGUGAUCUUCCCCUUUAUAUUUUCCCUAGUCAGUUCAAUGUGCUUCCAUUUGUCAUUUGUUCAACUCUCUCUUAACUUUGCCUGUGCUAUAUAUACUUUGUUAAACAGAAAUUCUUAACUUGGACAUAGCCAGAUCUGGUUGUCAUCAUGUACUCUGUGCUAUGAGUGGUCUUACUGAAAUUUAAAUGUCUUUUUUUCUUUUUAAUUUUAUAUAUAGAGAGAUCAUGAGUUGGGGACAGGGGCCGAGGAAGAGAGAGAGAAUCUCAAGCAGGCUCCACACUCAGCACAGAGCCUGAUGCAGUGCUCAAUUCCAUGACCCUGGGAUCAUGACCUGAGCCUAAAUCAAGAGUCAGAAGCUCAACCGACUGAGUCACCCAGGUGCCUCAACAAGUCCUUUUUCAUUAUAAAAUCACAAAGACAGUUUCCCAGAUUUUCUGCCUUUAUGGUUUCAUGUAUCACCCUUAGGCUUCUGAACUAUCUGGAGUUUACCUCUGUGCAUGAUAUGAGACAGGGAUCCAGCUUUAUCUCCCUAAGUUCCCCUCGCCUUCCACAAAACAAUCUCCCCUUUUGUCAUUCACUUGUGGUGUCAUCUGUGUCAUAUACCCAGUUCCAUGUCGACAUGGGUCUGUUUCUGCAGUCUCAAUCUGUGACUUUAGUCUACUGCUGUGGCCCUGCAUUACCUCGCUGUUUUUCUCCCUAUGGCUUCAUCCUGAGCCUCGGCAUCUAGUGGAAUGAGCAACCCUAUCCCCUGCCAAUUUCACUCUACUUUUUUUUUUUUUUUCAAAACUGACUCAGUUAUUUAUAGACAAGCUUUUAAUUCUUGUGCAUAAAUUUUAGAACAGUUUUGUUAACUCGUUUAAAAGGUCCUGAUGGAAUUUUGAUUGGAAUUGUAGUGAACUUAUACAUUAAUUUCAUGAAAAUUGCCCUCUUUGCAAUUUUUAGCAAUCCCAUAUGAUGAAAAUAGCAUAACACCACUUAUUUAAGUGUUCUCGGUGUCCUGAAACAGAGUUGUAAUCAUUGUCAGUAAAAUUCUUGUGUCCUUUGCUAGUUUCAUUCUUAAACACCUUUAGUCGUAUUGCUAUUGUAAAUGGUACCUUAUUUUCUUUUUUUUUAAUUUUGUAAUGUUUUUAUUUAUUUUUGAGAGAGAGAGAGUGCGAGCAGCAGAGGGGCAGAUAGAGAGGGAGACACAGCAUCUGAAGCAGGUUCCAGGCUCUGAGCUGUCAGCACAGAGCCCGACACGGGGCUUGAACUCACGAACCGUGAGACCAUGACCUGAGCCAAAGUUGGACACUUAACUGACUGAGCCACCCAGGCACAGUAUCUUAUUUCUAUUUUGUAUCUUUUUUUUUUUUUUUUAAUUUUUU